Molecule: messenger RNA, 917 nt
Organism: Astyanax mexicanus (Mexican tetra)
Lineage: Eukaryota; Metazoa; Chordata; Actinopteri; Characiformes; Acestrorhamphidae
Gene: ybey
Product: ybeY metalloendoribonuclease
Exons: 4
Coding region: 306-812 (168 amino acids)
Biological process (GO): rRNA processing
Molecular function (GO): metalloendopeptidase activity
Source: RefSeq, a predicted model, not a curated record
GGCAACCCCUGAUCUCGUGCUUCCUGUCCAUUACCAUUAAGAUCCCUGAAGGAAACACAGGCCGCCGCUGAAACGGUCCGUUUGGAGAGAGCCGGUUCAGGAGUAUCUUCGGUUGAAUGAGAAGUGAAUGGAUCUCUGAUCUGUAUCAGUCUUAUAUUUAAACAGUGGUUAUUUACCGUGUGUUUUCUUUCUGUUGGAGCGGCAAUGCUGAACCUGUUCUCAGGACAGCUGGUCACCUUGUGAUCUGUGAGCCACGAGUCGCCGGCUCCCAGUAACACCAGUAACGGCCGGUUUUCUCUCCCAGUAUGGGAAUCGUUCUGAGGAACCUGCAGAACGUGGUUCCGCUCCGGCGCGCCAGACUGCGCAAAGACGUGGAGACCCUGCGGCACAUUCUGGGGGUGCAGAAGUUUGACCUGGGCAUCAUCUGUGUGGACAACCGCAAAAUACAGAACCUGAACAGGAUCUACAGGAAGAAGAACGCGCCCACCGACGUGCUGUCUUUCCCCUUUUAUGAGGACCUGCGGCCAGGGAAGAUGCCAUGCGCCCUUCACAGAGAUGAGUUUAAUCUUGGAGAUAUUUUCCUGGGAGUUGAAUAUGUGAUGCAGCAGUGUAGAGAAACAUCCUGUGAUUUUCAUGGGACACUAACAGUAGUUGCUGCACAUGGCAUCUGUCACUUAUUGGGGUACAGACAUGAGACAGAGGAGGAGUGGAAUGAGCUAUUUCAGAGAGAGAGCUACAUUUUGACUGAAUUCAACAGGCUGACUGGCAGUCAUCUUGAACCACUCACAAAAAGAUGCACACAAGACAGUUGAUGAAUCACUGGAAUAAAUGGACUUGGAACAAAAAUAAGAAUAAUAUUCAAUGUAAUUGUCAUUCACUCUACAUUUGUUUUCUAAAUAAAUUUUAUUUUAAAAAUG